CUAGCAUUUUAUUUUACAUUCUGUUUUGAGUCCAAGUGAUGUGGGCAUAAAUAAUUUUAAAUUUUAUUCAAUUGUUCUUAAUUUGAAAUAAAUAAUAUUUCAAAAUGUUUAUGACCGAUAUUAAUAAUAUUAAAAUAUACAAUUUAAGUGCAGGGAAAUCAGUUCCGGAAUGGCUCACCGAUCAGAAAAAGAAAUCCCAAUUAAAAAAUAAAUUAGAUUCCAGACGACAAAUAGAAUUAAUACAAGAUUUUAAUAUGCCUGCUGUUUCUACAUCUAUAAGAAUGACUCCAGAUAAUGAAUAUAUUGUAGCAUGUGGAACAUACAAACCUAGGGUUAAAUGCUACGAAGUAUGUAACUUGUCAAUAAAGUUUGAAAGAUGCUUUGACUCUGAAGUUGCAUGUUUGGAAGUCUUAAGCGAAGAUUACAGCAAAAUGGUAUUUCUGCAAUGUGAUCGAUAUAUCGAACUCCAUACCUCACAAGGUAGACAUUUUCGUUUGAGAAUACCAAAAUUUGGAAGAGAUAUGAAAUAUCAUAAGGAGACUGCAGAUUUAUUGAUUGGAGCCAAUUCAAGUGAUAUUUACCGUUUAAAUUUAGAACGGGGUCAGUUCUUGCAAUCAUACGAGUCAGAGGGUAGUUGUGUAAAUGCUUUAGCAAUUAAUAAUGAACAUGGUUUGAUAUGUUCGGGUACAGAAGAAGGAACUGUGGAAGCAUGGGAUUACAGAGAUCGGAAAAAAGUUGCAACUUUAGAUGUUGCGGUGAAUCUUUUGAAUACUAAGGAAUUCCCAUCUAUUUCAGCAUUGCAUUUUAAAAAUGCUCUUACUUUAGGAGUCGGAACUAAAUCUGGUCAUGUACUUCUCUUUGAUAUACGUUCUAAAACGCCAAAGUUAAUUAAAGACCAACUAAAUAAACUACCAGUUAAAAGAAUUGAUUUCAAUGCGAAUACGGGCAACGUUUAUUCAUUAGAUUCGGCUAUGCUGAAAAUUUGGGAUGAAAAUAACGGCAAACAAUUAACUUACAUUGAAUCUACUUCACAUUUUAAUGAUUUUUGUACAAUACCUGGGACUGGAUUAUUUUUCUUAGCUCAAGAAGAUGUUAAAAUGCUUACAUAUUAUAUACCGGCAAUGGGACCAGCACCAAAAUGGUGUUCAUUUUUAGAUAAUGUUGCUGAAGAAAUUGAAUCAGAAGUUGUUGAACAUAUUUACGAUGACUACAGAUUCGUUACGACAAAGGAAUUAGAGGAAUUAGGCUUAGAUAAUUUAAUUGGAACAAAUUUAUUACGUGCUUAUAUGCAUGGAUAUUUUAUUGAUUAUAGAUUAUAUCAAAAAGCCAGAAGUAUCGUUGAACCUACGUCUUAUGAAAAUUACAAAGCUAAUAAAGUUCGUAAAGAACUCGAAGCCCAAAGGCCUUCUCGUUUACAAUUAGCGAACUUACCUAAAAUUAAUCAAGAAUUAGCAUUGAAAAUAAUUGAAGAUAGAAUGAAUGCUAAUGGAAAAGAGAAAAAAAUGCCAUCAUUAUUGGAAGAUAAUCGAUUUAAACAAUUAUUUGAAAGUAGUGAUUUUAAAAUCGAUUAUAAUGCUCCAGAAUAUAAAAUGUUGGCACCAGCAUUGAAUCGUUUAAAGAAAUCUAAAUUAAAAGAAAUUAAACAAAGAAUUGAAUCUGCAAGGGUCUUAGAAUUACAAGCUGAAGAAGAAGAACGAAAAGAACGUGAAUCAGAUAACGAUGAUGAUCUGUUUGGAGAUAGUAAUGCUCAAAGAAGUAGCGAAGAAGAAGAAAGUUCUGAUGAAGAUAUUAAAGAGUACAGUAAAGAAAUGAGACAGGCUUAUAAAGAAAUUAAAAAAGAUCAGGCAAGAAAAGCAGAUGAAGAAGAAGAAAAUGAUAUUGAUAAUAAUAAUGAAAUGGAAGACGGUGAUCAAAUAAAGUCAUUAUCAAAAAUGGUUGCAUUGCAUACAGAAGCCGAUUUUAAGGUCGAUGCCCAUAAAAAGAAGAUAAGUAAAAUUAGUUUUGAAAAAUUACUUCAAAAACAAUCAAAUAAAUUAGAUGAUGAUGUUUCCAAUGGACGAUUUGGUAAUAAACAAUUAACAUUCAGUACCAAAAAAGUAACUAAGGAAAUGAAAAAACGUGAAUAUGAAUUGAAGAAACAUAGAGAUGAAAGAAAACGUAUUGUGAGACCAACCAAUAAAUUAAAAUUAAAGAAAAUUAAUUUUAAAUAAAACAUACAUAUUUUAUAAAACUAGAUUAUUUUAAAUUAUAAAUGUAGUUCAAAAUUAUGCAUAAUUAAUUAUUGUUUAAAAAAGUGAUUAAGAAAAAUUUAAAUUGUAGAUUUAAAAGAUUUAAUUUAAAAAAAAAUUUAUAAUUGAAUAAAUUUUUAAAUUAAAUUCAAAAAUUGAAAUUUUAUAAUUUAAUUUUAUUUUUCAUGUUUUUAAGUUCAAACCAAUUGAAAAUGUAAUUGAAAUUGAAUUUUGUUAACCUAAGGGAAAUGCAAUUUCAGUUCUGAUAAGGCCAAAAAAUAUUUUUUAUAGUUAUUGUUUUUCUUUUUUAAACUUUUAGACUGGAAAAAAUUAUUGAAGAUUUAAAAUUUUCUAAUGAAUUUUUAGUUUUGUAAGUGUUUGUUCGCAAGACUUCAGAAACUAAGUGUUAAUAUAAUAAUAAUAACUACAUAAUAA
Condylostylus longicornis is the source of this 2663-nucleotide messenger RNA. RefSeq names its product nucleolar protein 10 (gene l(2)34Fd). NCBI's taxonomy places the organism in Eukaryota, Metazoa, Arthropoda, Insecta, Diptera, Dolichopodidae. The record is from RefSeq and is a predicted model, not a curated record. Gene Ontology annotation, cellular component: 90S preribosome; small-subunit processome; nucleolus. Gene Ontology annotation, biological process: maturation of SSU-rRNA from tricistronic rRNA transcript (SSU-rRNA, 5.8S rRNA, LSU-rRNA). The transcript is spliced from 6 exons. The coding region runs from base 105 to 2210 and encodes 701 amino acids. Gene Ontology annotation, molecular function: protein binding.